AUGGCGCACAAUGUUUCGGAACGGGAUCCUUCGGAUGACCUCGACGGAGAUAUCUUGACCUUCUCGGAACUCGAUUUCGCAAGACUAGGACUUGCAAGCAAUGAGUCGAAUCAACAGUUUACGUCCGAGUUGAACCUUGCUGCUCAAGAGUUCCCAUUCCCUGUAGAAAAUGAUGUCUUGGCCCCAGAACAAAACUUCUUCACAGAUGACUUCCCUAUAGAUCCAACAGUGAAUACACAAGACGAAUUCUGGUUUGACCAAGCGUUAGAUCUUCAAUCAUGGCAAGAAAAUGCACCAAUACAGACAGCUACGAGUCGGGACAUUUCACCACUUGCUACAACUCAUGACCGAGUUGGGACGACGCCUUCACUGAACAGCCCCUCAUUUGAUCAAACCUUUGCAGGUCUUUGGCAACAAGAAAUUCAGCACCACAGUCUCCCACGAAGAAGGAGCCAAUAUCUCAGAAGUCAAUUACAAAGAACUACAAGUGAACCGGUUGCGAUUCCCCGAUCAAGUCUCCAGCGCGACAGUACUCGCAAUCCGAUGCAGAGAUGGCAAGAUUCGCCACCUGAAGCCGAGCCAGCCUCAUUAUCCGCUAUAGCCGACGCUCUCGAGAAAACGCCACUGCGAAAACGCUCUUCAGCUGGAAGUUUGGGCAGUCGUAGAGUUGCAAGUCGCGCAGGAUCUAUUGCAAGUAACGAUGAAAAACCGCAUGUUUUCCGCCGCAAAGAUCACCUAGUCCAACAUCUUCGACUGGUUCACCACGUCAAGACGCUACCCAUCAUUGAUUCAUGGAAAGUCGAAGGUCCGCCUAUAAAAUCGAGAUGCGGUAUCUGUGAUAUUCGGAUGGAGACUUGGCAAGAACGGGUAGAACAUCUGGCCAAACAUUUCCGCAAGGGUGACACGAUGGAAGAUUGGAAGGGAGAGCACGAUUUCGAGCCGCACGUCAAGGCAAGGGUGACGAAUGCUCUGGCGCCAUAUAUCAUUGCAGCGGAGGAGCGAGCUCCGGUGCCUUUUUCUGCUACUGAUCCGAGCUCAAAGGAUCAUUUUCGUCAGAUUAUGAAGAAUGCUGGCAGUGAAGUUGAAGCAGGCCAGCAAGUUGACGGGGAACUGACAGUCUCCCAAGAGACAUUGCCUCUACCCGAACAGUCCACAGUCAAAGACAUCAAUUCACUGUCUUUUCCGGAGUUUCUGGUGCAUCAUUUAGGACGAAAAAUCAGCAACAGAUUGUUCACUGUAAACUUGGUAAUGAUGAAAAUUCCUUUAUACGCAACCGCUGGUGUUGCGACAUCUUGUGUUGCGUUCCUCUUUGGAAUGGACACUGGAAGCAUCGGACCCAUCACCACCAUGUCCUCUUUCAAAGACACCUUUGGCGAUUUCUCUGCCACAAUCCACGGCGUUAUCGUCUCGACUAUUCUUAUUCCAGGAGCUUUGACUGCCCUUGUGGCUGGUGCUUUGGCGCAUCGGUUCGGACAUGUGAGACUCAUCGCUAUAGGUUCUAUCAUCUUUGGCAUCGGUGCCGCUAUUGAAUGCGGAGCGCCCUACCUCGGUGUCUUCAUCUUUGGCAGACUUAUAAAAGGUAUGGGCGAAGGUCUCUUUUUGAGUAAUGUCUAUGUUCAAGUCUCUGAAAUGUCACCGUCUCGCGUGAGAGGUAUCAUGACCGCGUUGCCGCAAUUCCUCAUCACUACUGGAAUCGUGACUGGUUACUUCACUUGCUAUGGGACAUCGCGGUUGGGCAAUUCUUCUGUCACUUGGCGCCUACCGUUGGCCAUCGUUGCAUUCCUUGGAGUCCUCUUGUCUAUGGUUGCAUUCAUUGUUCCACCUUCUCCAAGAUGGCUUCUGUCAAAAGGGAGAAUGGACGAAGCGAGAGUUGUAUGCAGACAACUCGGAAUUGACGAAGUCGAAGAAAAGGAACUCCUCGCUCAAGAUUACGACGCACCUGUUGGUCUGGAUGGCGAAACAACUCUCUGGCAAGACAUACAACACACCUUCAAAGACUUCAGAUGCGCAUUCUCAGCACCUUACCGAAGCCGAACAGCCUUUGCUUGCUUUCUGAUGGGCACACAACAGUUCAGUGGAAUUGAUGGAGUUUUGUACUACGCCCCGAUCCUGUUCACACAAGCUGGCCUCAGCGGUGAAAAGGCAUCUUUUUUAGCAUCCGGCGUGUCAGCUGUUGUGAUUCUUGCUGCCACACUUCCCGCAACCAUAUUUGCGGAUAGAUGGGGCAGACGCAUGCAGAGUAUUCUCGGUGGUGUGUUGAUCGUCGGCCUGAUGGUGAUUAUGGGUUCGCUCUACGCAGCUGGACAAGUUCACCCUGAUCAUGGCCCUGGACGAUGGGUUGUUAUUGUCUGCAUCUAUCUGUUCGCCAUUGCGUUCAGCUUCACAUGGGCUAUCGGGUUUCGAACAUGGGUUGUGGAAAGUAUGCCAAGGCGAACGAGGAGUAGUGCUUCGAGUCUUGCACAGAGUUCAAAUUGGACUGCCAAUUACAUCGUGGCAUUGGUGACCCCGGUAUUGCUCGACAAGUCUUCAUUCGGUGCAUAUUAUUUGUUUGCAGGUUGUAGUUUAGUGACUACUGUUAUGGUGAUUAUGUUCAUGGGUGAGACAAAGGGCCAUAGCUUGGAAGAGAUUGAGAAGAGACAUGGAGAUAAAAAAGAGAAGAGCUUUCCGUUCAACCUGUAG
This is a messenger RNA of Fusarium poae, 2679 nucleotides long. RefSeq lists its product as uncharacterized. The transcript has 6 exons. The record is from RefSeq and is a predicted model, not a curated record. NCBI's taxonomy places the organism in Eukaryota, Fungi, Ascomycota, Sordariomycetes, Hypocreales, Nectriaceae. Gene Ontology annotation, biological process: carbohydrate transport; transmembrane transport. The coding region runs from base 1 to 2679 and encodes 892 amino acids. Gene Ontology annotation, cellular component: membrane. Gene Ontology annotation, molecular function: carbohydrate:proton symporter activity.